AUGAUUACCUAGCUUAGUCAAAUUGAGAGAAGUUUAUCAAAAAUAACUAAUCCCUCUUAUCAGUAAUAUAGACACUAAUUUUAGUACUACGUAAGGUUCUAUGAGACAUCUUUCAAAAAGUCAAUCAUAAAUAACUAGAUCGAAAAUUUAUACAUCUUCUCAUCCUGAAUCUCAAUUCCUGCAAUUAGAUAAUGACAUUCUUGAAAUCUAUGAUGAAUUUGAAAAGAAUUACAAUGCCAUCCAAGAGAUAGACAAAACUAAUACGAAGAUAGAAACAAAAUAAAAAAUUAUUGAGCAACCAAAAAUUAUAUAACAACAGAAAAAGUUAUUAAAAACCUUCGAUGGAUUAUAACAAUCUGAUCUUGAAAUUGAAUUUAUUAAUAGAAUUUAAAUAGUCAGAUUUAGAUUUUAUUACUUUAGGAUUCGAGUUAAAGGAAAGUAGUGUAAUAAUGAAUGUAAAUCAAAUUUUAGCUCCAUUGCAGAUCUUGUUGAACUUCCCUUCAAAAAUUACAAGCACUUCAUACAAGCUAUUUGUUUCUACUUCAAUAGAAUUCCCAAAUAAAUUCAAUGCUGACUAAUCCGUUCAAAGUAGAUUUGUAAAGAUCAAUUCCAAACAGAAUUCAAAAUUGUUUUUUGAUGAAUAUGUGUACUUAACAUUCUAUAGCGAAUUUGAUGCUAUCAUAGGCAUGUAGAUAACCUUUGGAGAGUAAUACACAGCAUCGAAUGGACAAAAGUUUGUAUAAUCAAUAAUCAAUUUUGAUAUCUUUCAAGAAAGAAAAACAGUUCAUCCAAAAGAUAAGAUUCUAUAAAAUAUUGAAAUGGUUAAAACUAAGAUGUAUUCUAAAAUAGAUGAAAUGAUUAAAGCAUAACGUAUAAUUAUUUAAAUUGUUAGAUAAACAUACAAAAUCUUAGGAAACCAUUAAGAGAUCAAAAUUAAUCUAGAAGGAAGCAAGAUAAACAAAAUUAAUUAAACUAUUGGUCAAAGAUUAGAUUGCUCAGUUCAGGGAAGUAGAAAAAAUUCAUUAGAAAGAAUUGCAAUUAUAGAUAUUUGUAAAGAAAAAUUGGAUAUUGAUAACAACAAUCUUUCAUCUCAGUAAAUAGAUUCACAGAAGAUUGGAAGUAAAAUUUGUCUUAUUUCCAGAAAGUGCGACGCAAGUAUAAGAUAGCAGCGAGAGCUAACUUAUUGGUUUGGUAAUUACACACAAAGACUUUGAUUGAAGUAAGAAGAUAUGGAGAUAAUCCAUUCAUAAGAUCUCUUAGUAAAUCAUCUCUUGCUUUAUCUACUUUUACUUCUUACAUCUAAGAGAAAUGUUUUACAAAAGCCGAAAAAAUAUUCAGCCAAUUCUUAGUUGAUAUCAUCCUUUACUAAACUUUUAUUAACAAACAUAUAUAAUUGAUUUCUAAAAGUAAUUAAUAUGAUUCAAACUAUUAGUAAAAUGCAUAUAAAGGAAUUACAGAAAACUCAGAUUAGUUAGAAAGAAUUUUAAAGAUAAAUUUAUUAAAGCCUUCAAAGAAAAAAUUUAUGCAUUGUAUUAAGGAAGAGGAAGUGAUUAAAAGCCUAGAAUAAAUAUUGAACAGUAUUUUUGGCUUUGAUUUUAGACAUAUUAUAACUAAAUUGUUUGAAGAAUACUCAGCAAAAAUAAAACACUAAUGGAUUGAUUCUCGAAGAGCAAUUAAUGUUUUAUAAUUUUUAAAAAAAGUAUUAAAUUAAAAUAAAAAGAUAGAGCUUUUCAGUCUAAAGAUAAGAUAUCAAAUUAUACUCAUUGCCUAACGAACAAGAGAUGUAAUUGAUAAUUUAAUAAUAUUACAAAUUUAAAAAAUAACUGAGUUGA
Molecule: messenger RNA, 1832 nt
Organism: Paramecium octaurelia
Lineage: Eukaryota; Ciliophora; Oligohymenophorea; Peniculida; Parameciidae
Source: the annotation of a GenBank genome assembly